Molecule: messenger RNA, 6976 nt
Organism: Gambusia affinis (western mosquitofish)
Lineage: Eukaryota; Metazoa; Chordata; Actinopteri; Cyprinodontiformes; Poeciliidae
Gene: kcnj13
Product: potassium inwardly rectifying channel subfamily J member 13
Exons: 3
Coding region: 2666-3757 (363 amino acids)
Biological process (GO): potassium ion import across plasma membrane; regulation of monoatomic ion transmembrane transport
Cellular component (GO): plasma membrane
Molecular function (GO): inward rectifier potassium channel activity
Source: RefSeq, a predicted model, not a curated record
UCAAUCUCACAAAAAACCCCCGGGUUGGAUCAGCAGAUUAACUCCAAACAGGUUUGAUUAUUUUUAAGGUGAUGGAGGUGUGUAGACAAUCACACGUAUUCAAGUAGCUGCAUAAAGGUGAGCCGCUAACUGUGGAGCGCUUUGGCUCUGAUGGAGAACUUCGUCAAUGGAAGGAUUCAGAAGGAGCGCUUGAUCAUAUUGAUCAGCUGGGAAAUGUUGAUGAUGGUUUAAUAGCGUUUAGAUUAAUCCAGACUGAUCAUCCUGGAGCUCUGAGCAGAACUUAAAGAAGGAGCUGUGCAGUACCAGUACAUGAUUCUACUAUUUAUAAUAAACGUCCAUUUUACCCACUCAAAUGACUCUGACUGUCUUCAAAUCCCGGCUGAACGCUCUGCUGUUCAAACAGGCAUUUGUAUGAUCUCUUUAUUUUCUUUAUUAUUAUUAUUAUUAUUUGGAUUUUUUUUCUUUCUUUAAAAUGUAUUAUUUGUAUUUUUGUGAGGUUACCUCAUGUUCCCUGAAAGCACCCUUUAAAUAAUAUAUAUUAUUAGUAGUAUUAUUAUUAGUAUUAUUACAAAUACUUGUCCUGCUUCAAACAAGGACGUUGCCAUGGUAAUUCCUUCACGUGGUGGCAGACUUCCAGGUAUUUGUACUAAUUUACAUGCUGUAUGUAUUUAUGGAGACAACAGGGCGGACCAGUAGCUGCGCUCUAUUUCCUGCAAAUUAGGAUUUAUAAAGGAAAGGUGCGCGGCCACGUGCGCACAGCUUUAUACAUCCGGAUUUUUUUUGUGCGCCGCACUUUUCUACGUUUUUCCGUACGCCAAGUUUUAGUGUGAAAACUGUGCACUCUUUUAUGCAUGAGGCCCCAGAUGUGAAAAACUCCUCGCAUUAAGCUCGGGCAACCAAAACAGUGUCUGUGGCACUUAUUAAAAACUCAACAGACACGAAAUGGAAGAGCCACAUAAAUUAAAUCUUCCCAUUUGUCCCUCUGUAUCCAGCAGAGAUGAGCAGUGCAGUGAUUUAGCUCAUCAUGCAGGGCCGGUCCAAUGCUGUAUGAGGCCUUGAGCAGAAUUUGACUUAGGGGCUCCUUUUGCUGCUAAGAACAUCAGCACCACUAACAGCAUUUCAAUGCAGAUCUAGUGAAAUCUGGGAAGUGGAGGGUGGUUUAAUAGGCCGAUUUUAAAAGCAGUCAGUCAUAAUUGUGAUUUACUGACAUGUAUUUGUGUACAAACAGAGCUCAAAAUCAAAGAUUUAAACUCAUAGCAUCAGAUUGUAACACUAACUAUGACGACUGUUCUUUGAACUUUUACAAAGUAAACAUGCCAGCUCCUUAAAAUUUUAAAUUCAAAUAUUAAUAUAUAUUUUUAAAUGUAUCUAUGCUGAAUCCAUUAAACUAAAUUUAGUGACACUGAUGUUCUCAAUAAACAAAUGUUACAUUUAUAUAUCUGUGUUAAAAUAUUUGCAUUUAUGGGGCCCCUGGAGGCCUGGGGGGGCUUCUGGAGCUGCUGACUUACUUUGGAUUAAACAAAAGUGCAAUUAAUUGACAUUUAUUUUAAUAAUGUAUUCCCAUAACAGAUAUAAUUACACAGUAAUAUUUUUACAUUUCCUGUCAAUUUAACAUCUUUUAAUAGAAAAACAUGGUGGGCAGCUGGUGAACGCCCACCGACCACCAGAGUCAGCAAGUUCUCUUGGGUAAACCCUGUGAGCAGCUUUUAACUGAAGUUAGCUAACUGAAGUUAGCUAACUUCAACCAACUGAUAAAGAAACGGUUCCCUGUCAUUUCUGUGAACCAUGCUGUUUGUUUAAAUGCAUUUCAGACAUUUUUGCUUAUGUGGAGCAUUUAAUGCUAUUUUUUCCAUUUAAUGCUAAUUUUCUGCAGAGCCUUGGUAUCACUUGAAUAAUUAGCAGUUUUUUAAUAUAAAUAUAUGCAGAUGCUUCAGAUAUGAUUCCAGGUCUAUUUUAGAAUGCGUAUGCUUGAGCAGAAAUGUUUAUGAUUUCAAGUUAAAACUGAGAAGAACCCUUUAGCUUCUGUUUCAGGGCUUUGGUAAUACUAGUUAGUGGACAGGAGCAGAGCUUCCAGGCUGUGACAGAGGAGUUAAACAAAACAAAGAAGAGAGGAUGAAAGGAAGAAGACAGAAAAUUCCCUGGAAAAACAGCUUUCCAUUGGAUGCUUCUUGUCUGAUCACUCCAGUAGACAGCAAACACUUCUUCAAGAACUUCUGAAGUUUCAAUCAGAAAUGACAGCACGGCCUAGUUAAAGUUCCGGUCUGUACCACGUCUGGAUGUAACUCUGCUGAGCCGGUCAGCAGUGGUUAGUUGAACAAAUCAAUGCCAGAUGUAUUCAAUAGUAUUUUCAAGAAGCUUAUACACUUUCAGGAUUUGUUGGUGCUGCAGAACCAUCAGUGUUGUAUCUACUGUGAUGCUGGAUGCAUGUGUGCAAGUCAACAAGGAUGAAAUAAACACUCAUAUGAAUGCUGAGUUUAUAUAAUGUUCAUUUAGGGCAUCAUUCUAACUUUUGCUUUGUUUCUGUUUUCCAACCGAAGAGAUGAUCUUGAAGUGAACACCUGAUUGGCAACAUAUAAAUCUCAACCUCAACUGGUGACUUGGAAGACAUCUUCUCCCCAUCAGCAGGGUCAAUUUUGUUUGCCCUGUUUGAGAUCUGCCUGCAACCAUGACAACCAAAACCAACAGUAGCGUUCUGGCUGGCAAAGCGUCCUCCUGCCCCCUGUUGUCUUCUCCCCCUCGUCAACGUCUAGUCACCAAAGAUGGACACUGUGCGCUUAAUGCCCCCGCCUGCCCCUCAGACUCGUGGCGCAGGAGCUGGGGCAGAGUCUGGCUGCUGGCUCUGCAGGAUUUGUGGGGACUAUUGGUGAGUCUGCGCUGGAGAUGGGUACUCCUCGCCUUCUGUGCAUCCUUCAUUGCCCACUGGCUGUUGUUUGCCUGCUUGUGGUACUUGCUGGCCCAUCUCAAUGGAGACCUGGCUGUGAAAAAUCAUGAUGACCCCCCACAGGAUCACGUGGUUUGCGUGAAACAUAUUACAAGUUUCACUGCUGCCUUCUCCUUCUCUCUUGAGACCCAGCUGACCAUUGGCUAUGGCACCAUGUUCCCCAGUGGAGACUGUCCCAGUGCUAUAGCACUGCUGGCUGUGCAGAUGUUGCUGGGGCUUAUGCUGGAGGCCUUCAUCACAGGUGCAUUUGUAGCCAAGAUUGCUCGUCCUCAGAAGAGAGCAGGAGCCAUCGAGUUCAGUCCCCAGGCAGUCGUGGGCCAACACCAGGGCCAGACGUGCCUCAUGAUACGAGUCACUAAUCUUAUUCAGCGACCUCUGGUGGACGUGAAGGUGAGUGCAGUGCUCUAUGAGGAACAGGAAGGCCAGGCUCUGUACCAGACCUCCCUGGACUUCCACUUGGACCAUUUAGGCCAACAGCCAUGCCCCUUCUUUAUUUUCCCGCUUACUUUUUACCACCGACUGGACCGCCAGAGCCCCCUCUACCCUGCUCUUUGUGAAGGCACAUCCAAACACUUUGAGCUAGUCAUUUUCCUAACAGCAUUGCAAGAGGGAACUGGUGACUCCUGCCAGAAGAGAGCCUCUUACUUACGCCAAGAAAUUCAGUUUGACCGGCGAUUUCUACCUGCCUUGGGGCUGGAUGCUCGGGGCAAGUACUUGGUGAGCAAAGAGCACUUUGACACCGCCCACUCCAAGGACCCUUUGAACAAAGAUUGUGUGGUACAAAUCAAUGGUGAUGACACUGACAGGAUGGAGUAAACAUGAUAAACAAGAGCUCCGACUUGGACAGCAGGAGGGGUCCUUUGCACAUGGAUGUUUUGGUCAGGAGAAUCCAGCUAACUUUAUUUUCUGACCUGUAAAAUACUGUCAGAAAUAGGUGAUCCUGUUUGUUCCCAUCACUAGUUCCACCUGUGCAUUUCAGUUUGAAGUCUGUGCAGCCUCUGCCAUUUUUUCCUUACCUGAUUUACUUGGGUCACAGUUUGUCCAAACUGUGUUAAGAUGCAAUAAAGAAGGUGCAACAGAAUAAAAUAAAAUAUUGUCUGAAGCCGCGGAUGAAUAAAAGGCCUUAAUUUAGAUUGGACAUGUUAAUGCCACAUGGGUCACAUAUUAUAUGUUUCACAUUUUCAUCAUCUGAUCUGACUUGAAUAAGAUACAGUCUUUAACAAAAUCAUUGAACUGCCUUUGGAUAUGUUCACCAGUGUUAUUGAGAGCUGUUACCGGUUCAAAUAUAUUCAAAAUGAGACAUUGUUCUAUUGAGUUUUAAAUACUUUAAAGACAAAUAGAAUAUUUGUGGAAAUAAAUCUUUGUAGCUGUCACAGAGUUCCUAAAGGAAAACAUAAUCCCUCUUCCAGAGGCAUUAAGAGAAGUGAGACACAUCUCCAAAGUGACAUGCAAAAUAAGAAUUCAUAGUGAAGAGGAAGCAAGACAACGGGAAUCGUUUUUCUAGUAAAAAAAGAAACCAGUAUAGACACUAUAGCUACAUGUGAUGGCUGACAUGUCACACAGGCAGAGGGCACUGCAGGAUCUGAGUCAAGUUGGCGUGACGUUGGCCCCCUUUCUUAACUCAAACUAAACAAUAUUAGUCCACAAUGCCUGAGCUGCUUUGUGCAGCACAGUUUUUCUUGUUUGUGCCACCAGGGGGGGUUCUAGGCAUGGAUGCAAGAGGAGGCAGGCAGAAAUGUGAAGGGAGCGUCAUUACGAGUAUAUUUUAUGCUCCAUGGUAUUUAUUAACAUUGUUGACUUGUGUUUUCUUCAUGGGAUUGAGGUCAACUGUGCCCAACCCAACAACAACAAAAAACUUAUAAAUGUAUAAGAACUUGAUGAUUAAAGAUGCUUUUCAUCCAAGAUUGAACAACCAACAGCGUAACACUUAUCUACUUGGAGGGUCACUAUGCAGUUCUACAUUUUACUCUGCUAUAUUUAUUACAGUAGAGUAAAAUGUUCUCUAGUUCAUUACACACAUAUUACUGUGUAUACACUAUAUACAUGAUAUAUAUUAACAUCCUGAAUGGGGUAGCUUGUCAAGUAAUAAGCAAUUUUCCCUUGGGGACCAAUCAAGUAUGUUCUAUUCUAUUUUAUUUAAAGAUAGGAAAAAAUCUCCAGAGGUCAUCAUAGGUCAACUAGUCAGUCCACAUUCACAAAAUCCAAAGAAAUAUGGCAUCAAUUAACUGAGCUAUGUUGGUGUUGGUUAAUGCAGGUAAAAUAUUUUAGCACGGUUAAUUGACACCAAAUUUACUUGAUUUUGUAAAUUUGGAGGAGGCUGCUUGACCUGCGAUGACCUCUGGAAACAUUUAGUAAUAUCUUUAACAUGAUAGUGGCACAAACAAGGAGUUUUGCUGCACCGACGUUUCACAAACUUUUGACACCAAUUUCGUUUAAUUUGAAGAAGUUGGGGGGGCAACGUCACUAAGGUAGCAAGACGCAAAAUUGUGCGAAGAUGUAAAGAUAUUUAUUCAUUUCUGCAAUUCUUCAGGUCAAAUCAUCUGGCAGGUCAAAGUCAGAAAAACUGAGAAAGAAUGCUUUUUUCUAAGCAACCAUCCAUUUAUUAGUUUCUUUCCUGUUUUUCUGAACAACUGCAGAUUAAAAAAAACUUUGAAGACUUUUAGAAUCAUCACAGAUAAAUAUAUUUUGAGCUGUAUAUUAAAUGCAUUUCUUGUAUCCUCAGAUUUCAGUAGACUGUAAAGUAUUUUUAUGCAUAUUGUGUGUCCACAAAAAUUAUAUCUAGAACUCAGCUAAGAACAUGGGUCUCUGCAGAAAAUUUAUUAAUUAGCAUGAAGUGCAGUUAAAUCAUAUUUUUUUAAAAAACAAAACAUUUGUUAUUUGCAGAUUUGGAUCUGUAGUAAUUUCAGGUCAUCUGACUCCCAUUGUUCACAAAGUUGCUUGUAAAUAAUUACUGCGUAAAAACCCUGAGUGUGUUUCUGAUCAUUUUCUUAAGUUUUGAUGUUCUUGAGCCUCAAAAUCAGACAAGGUUUCACUUCAAAUGUCACAAAUACAAGCCAGCUUUAAGCAUAACAUCACCACACCCAUGUCUAAAGUGAGGUUUCUAAUAUAUGAGUGACCUUCAUAAUUACUAAUAGACAAACAGUUAAUGAUUUAUUUGUAUAUGAUUGAUUUUAGCAGGUUGUUGUCUAAAAUUAUACAAAGAAAGAUAUUUUGUAUUACACUGAAUUUUUAAAAUGUUUUUGGAGAUUUAGCCUUGAAAAUAAGCAUAGUAUGUUAAAGUUGUAGCAUGUAACUUUAUAUAUAUAUAUACACACAUACAUAUUUGUUGAAACUGCAUAUUGUGACAGUAUGGUAUGAGACAAAUAAUCUGUGAAAAAAGCUUCUCUGCUUUCUCCCAGUGCUAACUGGAAACAACCAAUCAGAGCCUUGAGGAGGGUCUUAGUGCUGUCAAUCACUCUACAUGCGGCGCUGCUUACCACUCCCUCGCUCUCUGCUAAGCUGCAGUUUCUUCCUUAUAGAAGAGCCUGCUGUGAAUGCUCAUGCUGGUUACCAUGGCCACUGAUGACGGCAGAUAAAAAGUUUUUCUAUAACGCAAAGUUGUUUCUCCACUACUAGCAUAUUGUGCAGCGUGCACAAGCUUGAUUGACAGCACUGAGACACUCCUCCUGGAUCUGAUUGUUUGCUGUUUGUGAUCAGGAGAGGUGCAUUAAGUCAGGUGGUAAUAGUAGCUCAGGGGGGAGGUGCAGGAGCUAGAUCUUAUGUUGUUUAUCUCAUAUUAUACUUUCAUAACAUGACAGUUUCAGAAAAUAUGCCAAAACAUAUUUUAUGAAAGUUACAUAUUGCAGUAUUACAGUAAAUUCCUUUUUAAUAAAUGUUGUAUUUACAUUAUUUGAUUAUAAUCAGAUGGUUUUUUUCUAUAUUGUUUUCAAAGAGAUCACUUAGACGCGUGUAAACGUCAUUGAACCUCAUGCUUUAGUGACUUUAUACACUGACUAUAAUGGGAAAUAAACUUUUUUAAACAAACCCAGACAUGAC